Messenger RNA from Colossoma macropomum (tambaqui), 2024 nucleotides. Its product is annotated as arrestin domain-containing protein 3-like. The record is from RefSeq and is a predicted model, not a curated record. Lineage: Eukaryota; Metazoa; Chordata; Actinopteri; Characiformes; Serrasalmidae. The transcript is spliced from 6 exons. Gene Ontology annotation, cellular component: cytoplasm; plasma membrane. Gene Ontology annotation, biological process: protein transport. Bases 119 to 1327 code for a protein of 402 amino acids.
UAUGUUCUUGUGGCUUAUAUGUUGCCACCAGAUGGACUGGAGAGUGAAACCUGUGCAUCUUCUCCUGAACACUUCAUUGUAGCUUUGAUAGGUUCUAAUAACAACUGAAAAGCCAGGAAUGAUCAAAGAGCUCACUUUAAACUAUGAUGCGGUUAAUGAAACCAACACAUUCACGAAUGGCAACAUUGUUCAGGGGCGAGUUUUUUUGGAAGUGAUCAAAGAAGUAAAGAUCAGCUUUUUUUACAUAAAGUGUAAAGGAGAUGCAGACGUGAACUGGUCAACAGGGGGUGAGGAUGGGCACUCAUACCAUGCUCAUGAGAGAUACUUCAAACUGAAGCAGAUUUUCAUCCAGAAGGACUCUAAGCAGGGUGGUAAUGUGGUUAGACAAGGAAGCCAUGUCUUUCCAUUUAGCUUUCAGCUGCCCAGUUGGAAUUUACCACCAUCAUUUGAAGGAAGCUAUGGCUCGAUUAAGUACGUACUGGAAGUCAGACUGUAUCAUUUGUCGGGGAAGAACUGCACUGUGAAAACAAAACUCACUUCUGUACCGAGGAUCAGUAGCGGUGGUGCUCUUUUAAUGUGUCCACAGAUUGCUGCUACAGAGAAAAAGAUGAAAGUGUUCGGCUCCGGAAGUGCCUCAAUUAGAACAACCAUUGACAAAAUGGGUUACAUUCCAGGUGAUGUCAUCAAGGUUUCCGCUAAUGUUGAUAAUUCUUCGUCUCGUGAGGUCAAGCUGGAGUUCAGUCUCAAGCAAAAACAGAUCUUUACUGCAGAAGGGGCGCAUACCUCUUCAUCAAAAACAAUUUUCAGUGUAGUUGGACGUCACAUCCCAUCUGGAUCAAAGCAAACAAUCAACACAGACCUGAAGAUCCCACCUAACCUGGAACUAAGCGUCACAAACUGUACGAUUAUUAAAGCGGAGUACAUACUCAAGGUCCGCUUGAUUAUCCCCUAUGCUAAGGACCUAAUGAUGGAAUUUCCAUUGGUGAUUCUCCAUGCAAGCCAGCUUUGUACUUUGCAACCAAGUGUUCAACUGUGCGGUAUUCCAGAUGAAUCAAGAAGGAGCAACCCUGCACCCCAGGCUGCCUUUGGGCCCAAUCCUCCACCCCAGGCUGCAUUUGGACCCAAUCCUCCACCCCAGGCUGCAUUUGGGCCCAAUCCUCCACCCCAGGCUGCAUCUGGCCCCAUUCCUCCUGGUGCUGCCUCUGGUCCAGCUCCAGGACUUCACCCCAGCCCAUACCCUUCACCUGCAAAUUCACAGCCAGCCAAUCCAGAAUCUCCUCCUCCUUGCUAUACAGACAUCUACCCACAACUUAGCCAUAAAUUCUAAGUUUCCAGCCACCUCCAUCAGCUCCAUCCUUCCAUCCUCCUCUAUUCCCUGCUAUGGGUUAUCAAAAUGCACCUGCAUUGGUCUUAUCCAACUGAAAUCCCUGAAAACAGGCUUUAUUGGACACAGUUUUAAACUCUGUACCUGAUGAACUGGAGAUCAUUUUGUAGUCACAAGAAAUUAAGCUAUGCAGAACUGUGGAGCCUGCCUCAUCAUGAGGGUUUAGAUGAAAGUGAAGGCUUUAAUGGUGAUUAAUAUUCUGAAAAAUUAAAUUCAUCCAGCUUGUUGAUUUCUUUCCAGUGACAAAUUAUUAUUGUUUAUCAAAAAAGCCCAUAAAGUCAUUUUGCUUGAAACUCUCCAUAGGACCAGCUUUCUGUGGAUACCCUAGACUCUGCCAAGGGAGCAGAAUUCAAAUGAUGUGGAUCACAAACAUCCAACCAAUCAGAACAAACUACCUGUUAGUCUUCUGCCUGCACAGCACACAGAAAAAUUGGAAAAGUCUUAAACCCAAUAAUCUGGAAGUUUCUUGGUUCACAAGCAGGCAUUUAUAUGAUUCUAUUCAAGCAGGCAUUUAUGUGGUUGUAUUUAAUCAUAUUCAAAACAAUUUUAUUUAUAUCUAAAAUUAAGAUGUGACAUGUAUAAUUUGUAUACAAUAUUUAUGGUUCAUGUAAAAUAAAUGUAACUUCUUGAUUUAUCUUAA